This is a messenger RNA of Lates calcarifer (barramundi perch), 2275 nucleotides long. It is a transcript of the gene cfap73, whose product is annotated as cilia and flagella associated protein 73. The transcript is spliced from 6 exons. The coding region runs from base 137 to 1060 and encodes 307 amino acids. Lineage: Eukaryota; Metazoa; Chordata; Actinopteri; Centropomidae. The record is from RefSeq and is a predicted model, not a curated record.
UUGGAGCCGAACGCACAUGAAAAGUUUGAAAACAAACUUUUUUUUUAAUAACAAAUUUUAACCAGCGAGGAGAGGAGGACGAGUUAAGACAGCAUCGUGAAAUCUGUUUGAAAAUCUGCUAACACAACAAAGAGUCAUGAAUCUUUCCAAACCCAUCCGUGAGUAUUUGAUAUUCACUGACCCUAAGGUCAGUGCUGCCCUGGUUGAGCUAAAUAAGAAACGCCACGAGGAUGAAACUCUUAAGGCAGUGUUGGAGGAGCGCAGAAAGGAGUUGGAGAGUGUGCAGCAGAGGGCAGAAAAGUUGGAGGAGGAGCAGCAGAAGGCGGAAGAGUUCAAGACAAGCUUUGAUCUGUUUCUCAAGGAUGACGAUGCUGAUCGACUUGUUGAGAAGGCGGAGAGGGAGAGUAGAGAGGUUCUUCAAAAGGACGAAGAGAUACUGAAGUUAAAGGAGGAGGAGGCUGAACUGAUGAAGAGGAAGCAGAAGCUGGAGCGAGAGGUGCAGAGACACACUAAGUACUGGGACAUCAUGGAGCAGAUGGUGAAAAUGACUAAGUUCACAGAUGUGGAUUCGCUUGCGAAUCAUUUGGAGAGUCAGCUCCUCUUGAGAGACCGGCUCCUUCAGAGGGAGCGAGAGAAGCUGGAGCAGGUCGACCAGCUGAGAAAAACAUUGAUGACACUGGAGGACGAGCAGCACUUGUUUCUGCUGCAAAAGAACAACGAACUGUCCCAGCUGCAGACCGAGCUGGAGGAGGCACUAGCUGAAGCUCUAACCUGGGAAAGGAAGUGGAGCCGCAUUCAGGAAACUGCUGCAAAGAAAACACUUUUACUGGGACAGAUCAAGAUGGCGACCCUCAACCUCUAUGAAAUGACAGGUGGCACGUUAGAAGGAGAGGAAGGUGUUGAUAUAAAUGACACGGAGAAACAUCUGGACAAGAUCAAGCUGUUCAUCCUGGACCAUGAGGACAUAGUGAAACAAUAUCAAUCUUCACAGAGACACAGUGAUGGACAGAAAAGACAGAGGGGCAAAAAAAAGGUCACAAGUCAAAUUAAAAAACAUUGAUAUUCCAAUUUGAACUUAAACAGAAGUUUCCAUGCCACUUUAAAACAGAAUUCACCAAAUUUGCACAGAAUAGUUUGUUCAGUUGUUUUAAUGUAAAACUCUAUGAGUUGAUUUAACUUUAAACUAAAAAACAAUGAACUUCAAUAAACUGAAGAGACUGAAGAACAUCUCACUGAUCAUUGUGACAAGGAUCUGCUUUACAAUUACUGUAUAUUUAUUCUGUCAGUAAUGAAGAAGUAUUAGGGUUAGCUCUUGGUUUUAAUGAACAGGGGUUGAUCUAAAAUGGUUCUGAUAUUGGAAACCAAACAUUUUAAGUUGACUUGUUUUAACUUGAAAAAAUACUGUUACUACUAAUACUGUGACUUUAUACUGGUGGUGGUUCAAUCUCUGGCUCCUGCUGUCUGCGUGACUGCCAAAUGAAUGUAAUGUAAUGUAGGUAAUUGAUCAUUUAGAAUACAAGAACCUGUACUGUCACCCUGUGACCAUUAAAGAAAAGUACAUGAGCCCCUGUUUUAAUUUAUUUUGGCUGGAACAGGAAUUAUAAAAGUCUAAGUGUUCACUCAUAACGGGCGAUAAAGUUCAUAGAUAAAGCGUGUGUCUGUGUAGCACCAAUUCUUUCAGCCUUCUUGCUUUUGCCCUUGUUCUUUAAGGCUUUGUGAGUGCUGUAGCCUCUGUCUCUUCUCCUCCACCAGCUGACACUUCUCCUGGAUCUGCUUGUACUCUACCUCUAGGACAGAAAAUGGUUUCUCCAGACUCCUCAGCUCCUCCUCCUCUCUCUCAUAAUCAUUUUCAUUCAGCUCCAGGUCAAGCUGGAGUACCCCCUCUGCCCAAUCAAACUGUUGCUCUGAAUGUUCAAUUGAUCAGUUUCCUGUUGCUCACUAGCCUGUGUCUUUGACGUCUUGAUAUGUGGCUGGCAAUGCUUGCCUGCAAGUUUCCUUGCCUGCUACAUGGUGUGUAAUGUCAUGCACUGUCCAGCAUGGUCACAGCAGUGGAAAGUUGUGAUAUUAAGUGUGAUUUUUGUGCUUUAAAGAGCUUGAAAGACAAGCAAUGUGUUUGGAUUUUCCACAAGUUGCCAACCAUAAAGUUGUCCUUUUUCCGCUUAUAUCUGAUCUAUAACAUUAGUAAACAAUUUAUUAACCAUUAACAAUGCUAUAUUAAAGCUUAUAAACUCUUUAGAAACUAACCCUUUAGAAACUAAGGUAAUCACGCAAGAAA